GUGAGGGACAGAAGAACCACAUUUCCCAUAAUGCCCCGCGCCGCCGAUAAGGACAGUACAAGACGCCUCUUCCGGACCCGGAAGCGUCGUCGUCGCUGUCAACAAGAGACGUUGUCGUCGACGUUUGUAAAUGAGGCAGCAGGGCGACCCUCGGACGCGCAGCGGUGCCCCCUCCCCCUCAGACUGCCUCCCCCUCCUCAGCCGCCUCAGCGACACCGAAUGUGGAAGUGACACUAACGCCGACCCAGUAAAGCACGAACCGACGGAUCCCUCCAGGAUGAGAUCCCUCGUGAUCUUCUACGCGUGCUACGCGCUGUGCCUGGGCCUGGGCCUGGCCUGCCUGGCGUGCGUGUGCGCGUGGAGCGGCCGCUGGCGCGGCGGCUUCGCCUGGGACGGCUCGGAGCUGCAGUUCAACUGGCACCCCGUCCUGAUGGUCGCCGGCCUGGUGGUGGUGUACGGCAACGGAGCUGUGUUGUACCGCGUCCCGCUGACCUGGGGUCACAACAAACUCCCCUGGAAGCUGCUCCACGCCGCACUGAUGCUCAGCGCCCUGGUCCUGUCCAUCGUGGGACUCUGUGCCGUGUUCGGCUUCCACAACGCCAAAAACAUCGCCAACCUCUACUCCUUGCACAGCUGGAUCGGAAUCGCUGCCACCGCUCUUUUCGCCGCGCAGUGGGCGGUGGGCGCGGCGGGCUUCCUCCUGCCCUGCGCCCCCGGCUCACUGCGCAGGCUCCUGAAACCCGUCCACGCGUGGAUGGGAGCGGGCAUCCUGACGCUCAGCAUCGCCGCCUGCAUCUCCGGAAUCAACGAGAAACUCUUCUUUUCUCUUAAGGGAACGGCGAAUGGAACCCAGCCGUACUCCAGCCUCCCGCCCGAGGCUCUGUUGGGGAACUCUCUAGGCGUUUUGAUAGUGGCCUUCGGAUUGGUUGUCCUGAAGAUUUUGUCCAACCGUGACUGGCAGCGGCCGGACUCCCGGCCCGAGGACGCGUCCUACACGCCGUUGUUUCAGGAAGAAACUUCAUGAAUGAAGGAAAAUGUCUAAAGUGCUCACACCGCAUCAAAACCUGCCCAGACAAGCUCUGUUCCAGCCCAACGCAGAUCUCCGAGACGCAGAAUGUUCUCCUGUAAAAGGGUGAUGAGGUGCCCGGAGUGUGUAACAAUGAUAUGCAGCUCUAUGUAUUUAUUUUGAAAUGAUGUUUAAUGUCGCUUUUUGUUUUUGCUCAAAGAAAAAAUAAAAGUACGUUCACGUUA
Molecule: messenger RNA, 1251 nt
Organism: Scophthalmus maximus (turbot)
Lineage: Eukaryota; Metazoa; Chordata; Actinopteri; Pleuronectiformes; Scophthalmidae
Product: lysosomal membrane ascorbate-dependent ferrireductase CYB561A3
Exons: 7
Coding region: 131-1024 (297 amino acids)
Cellular component (GO): lysosomal membrane
Molecular function (GO): oxidoreductase activity
Source: RefSeq, a predicted model, not a curated record